AUGGUUCAUUUCGAUUCGCGAGGUCUGCUCCCCGAGGAAUCUGGGGAGAAGGAGACAGUGGUCGGUUCCGAUCGAACCGCUCGUCAAACACGGUCAUGCAAGGUCUGUCGGGCCCGCAAGGUCAGGUGUGAUCGUAUCAAACCCUGUCAUGCAUGCUGCGCUCAUGGGUACCCUUCCAAAUGUGUCUACGAGCCUACGUCUGAUGAGGAUCCUCGGCCUAUCAGCCAGGCAGAGGAAAUAGACUAUUUGCGGACGGAGAUCCGUGAGUUAACAGUUCGACUAAACAAUCGUGAACACCGGAACCGAACUCAACGGCGUUUUGUGGAACUCAAGAAGUUGUUCGAAUCAAUCCGCUCCGCCCCGCUGGAUGUUGUCGAUCGUAUCGUCUCGGAUAUUCGGACCUCCAAAGGCGAGGUAAUUGCUGUCUCCGGUAGUUCAUGGGAAGGGGUAGAUGUACAUGAUCGGGCCCUCGCUCCGCGCUCUUCAUGCGAGAAUUACGUUGAUGAACUGGUGCAGGACAAUGGAUGUGCAUAUGUUUGCUCUGAUCAGUUUGAUUUCAACCGGAGUCCAUCCGUUUCUUCGGACGAGUCAUCAUCUGGUAGCUCUAUUCUAUGCCUGACCUCGACUAGGCCGAUGCUCGAUAUCUUUAUCGAACGUUUCGUAGACGCCUUCAGCCCGGAGGUUGAUGUGAAAUCUGGUCAGGCAGGGGCAUUACGACGAGCCGCCGAAAUCCGUAUGUUUUCACCUAUUCUUACGGAUGCGUUUGAAACAGUAUCUGUGGCAUUCUUCGGUCGAUCUAUCCAAGAUAAAGGCCUUGAAGCUUCAGGCCUCUGUACCUAUCCUCGCGUCCUGCGAAGCCUUCAGGAGGCAUUGCAGGAUCCAGAGCGCAGCAAGGCUGAGUCGACACUCGUGACAGUCAUUCUUCUAAUGGCUUUUGAGAGUGUCGAACGUACAACCCAAGGAUCACUGUCGGCCCACAUUCAAGGCGCUCUGAGAUUGAUCGAACAUCGGGGUGCCGAGAAUCACAUAUAUGGAGUAGAGCAUCUGCUAUUCGCUGAACUGCGGCCAUAUUGGGUUGGCGCUGCCAUUGUCAACCGCACUCCAUCCUUUCUCGCUCAGGAUGAAUGGAAAACAAUACCGUGGUCGGCUAAUACGACCAAGAAAGACAUUCUCCAUCAUCUGCUGGAUUUAGCGGUUGACAUACCGGCCGUGCUAUCACAGCAUGACUCUCUCCAGUCCGCGUUAGAGUCGAAAAUUUUGAUGAGUGCCCACGAAACCGCGGUCAAGCAGACCACGCUUUGGAACUGCAUUGCGGAUUUGACUCACCGGUUCCUACAGUGGAAAGAAGCAUGGGUCGAUAAUUAUGAAGAUGGACCCCAGAGAGAAGUUGACGCUGAGCCGAGUGACCAAUUCCCAAUUUUCCGAUGUCGGGAUCUGCAAACCGGUGCUACUAUAAUCCCCCCAAGGUUUGUGUAUCCUAACCUGCGCUUGGCCCAAACGAUGUGCCUUUACUAUUCCUCACGGCUUGUCUUGUCCUCCAUUGACACUCGACCGGAUCAUGUGAGCCCAGCGGAGCAAUACGAGCUGGGAUGUGGCAUCUGCCGUAGUCUAGAAUGGUAUAUCCUGACUGCGCCGGGGAACAUGAUUAACCGGCUUGCGUUUCCCGUGCGAGUUGCGUGGGAGGUUUUCCCCGAUGGCGGGCCAGAGCGGACGUUUAUUUACGAGGUGUUGAAGCUGGUGGAGAAGCGCCAUGCGCUUGGACUCUGGGGUAGUGCCAUGCCUGAGUUUUCUCCUCGUGCCAGUUCGCCACCGAAAACGGGUUAA
Messenger RNA from Aspergillus tanneri, 1824 nucleotides. Its product is annotated as Zn(II)2Cys6 transcription factor domain-containing protein. Gene Ontology annotation, molecular function: zinc ion binding; DNA-binding transcription factor activity, RNA polymerase II-specific. Bases 1 to 1824 code for a protein of 607 amino acids. NCBI's taxonomy places the organism in Eukaryota, Fungi, Ascomycota, Eurotiomycetes, Eurotiales, Aspergillaceae. The record is from RefSeq and is a predicted model, not a curated record. Gene Ontology annotation, biological process: regulation of DNA-templated transcription. The transcript is spliced from 6 exons.